This is a messenger RNA of Phytophthora nicotianae INRA-310, 870 nucleotides long. RefSeq lists its product as hypothetical. NCBI's taxonomy places the organism in Eukaryota, Oomycota, Peronosporomycetes, Peronosporales, Peronosporaceae. The transcript has a single exon. Bases 1 to 870 code for a protein of 289 amino acids. The record is from RefSeq and is a predicted model, not a curated record.
AUGCACAGGACCGCUCUGCGGGGACUCUACGGUGGCAACAACUAUCACAAAUCGAAGAGCCAAGCGGUGAUUUCUCCUGUUGUCGACGAUAUGGAUACUUGUGAAGAUGGAGAUCUGUCCAGGGGCGAGGAAGGUAACGGGUUCGGCGUCCGAUCCAACACCUCAUUGCGUCGCAGCUCGAACAAUGCGAUGGACACUGCGGCCAACAUGCACGGAGCCGCGGUGGCGUUGAAGAUCCACGAUGUCCCCGAAGAUGCAGAGUACCCACUGCAACGCAAGAGUGCUACCCUCACUACUGACGCUGGAAUGCUCAGUCGACUUGGUGUGGGACAGUUCUUCGGAGAUAGAAGCUCGAACCAGGAUCAGGAGUCUUUUGCUGGAGCUCCGAUAGGCCAGAAGUACACGGUUCUCGGCCAGAAGCAACAGUGGAGAAAGAAUCGCGCUAGCCGAUCGCGGCAGCUUCACACGAUUUCGCCGGUCGAUGAUGAUAAUCGAGCGGUGCGUGUUGAAGGUGACACGUACAGCUCCGGACGCGGCAGUACCAUCCCGAGCUCGACCUCGUCGUACUCUGAAGGCCGUUCCUCACGGGCACCGUCAUCGGCCGAGUCGUUCAGUGAGGGAACUUCGUCCCUGCAGUCCAACAGCUCAGGACGAGACAAUGAAUAUUCGCACGGUCGGUCUCAGUGCGAAGGCUCCAGUGCAGAAGAUAAUCAACGAUUCGUAGUGACCAAGCAGAGGAAGUCGAAGUACGCCGCCAAGCUUCAUCUAAACGGCCAGAAACCUCUGUACCUCGGAAGAUACAAGAAUGAAGAGGCUGCUCUUGCUGCAUGUGAGAGCGCCUACAGCGUCAUCUCCACGCCGCGCAAGUGA